GGGAUCGAUAAGGCCGGGCGGUUACACUGCAGCCGACCAACCACUUCGACACUCGGCACCCAAGUUUUUUUUGCGCUAGUCCCGGCUUCACCCUCAAGAUGAAGCUGCUAAUACUAACCUGCCUCACGCUAUGCUUGGUGGCCUGUGAGGCUCAGCUAACCUGUCCAACCUACUGGACCCGCAACGGCAAUAGCUGCUACCGAACCUUCGGUCUGGCGCAGACUUACAUGCGAGCCAAUGACGUGUGCCAGUUGUUCACCUCGUGCGGCUCGACCGGUACGAGCACCGGGCAAGGGCACCUGGUCUCCAUCAACUCUAAGGAGGAGAACGAUUUCGUGUUCAGCUUCCUGGCCGGCCGCUACGGCGAGAUCCCGCCACCGCCGGGCUGGCUAGGCCUGAGCGACUACGACCCAGAGCAGGGCGGCCAGGGCAACUUCCGGUGGGCCGACGGCACCAUCCCCGGGUCCAGCACCUUCUCGGCCUGGGCCAACAACGCCCCGCGGCAGAACGGCAACAUAAACUGCGCGGUAUUCGGCGAGAUGAUCCUGCCCCGGUGGAUAGACAUUCCCUGCGAGGAGGAGCUACCGUACAUCUGCGAGGUGGCGGCCAGCGUCGAUGCCUGCUCGGCAGCCAGCAUGCCACCCGCUACCAACCCCCCUCCUUCACCGCUGCUGACGAGUCCCAAUAAACCUAAGACCAUUCGCUAUUCCAAAAAGCACAACAAGUACUCAGAACCAGUUUAGGCGGGCUAAAGUAAUUUGGAGUGACUCUGAAUAACAUUUGCUACGUCCAGUGAUUUGAUCCCCUUCUUCGAAGUCAGGGUUCCGGACUACAAAACAAGACGCCAGCCCCUUCAUCUACUAAGUCCAACUUGUGACAUGUUCAGACCUAAAAACUGACAAGAAUAACUACAUGUAUAAUAAUAUUUGUUUUCGUCGAGGCAGUUUUUGUUUUGCUCGUUUUACGGAUUUGAACUUAACAGGUAUGACACCUGACCCAUGACCCGGAUUCAUCACAUGAAACGUUGAUUUCAAAGUUGAUCAUCUUACUUGUUCAUUUAAGAUCUUUUUUUAAAUGAUAAAAGUGAUUAAAAAGGAAUUUUAAUACCGAUUUGUUGAUGAAAAACGAAUAAAUUCAACCAACCCUUUACAAUGGGAGUAGUUUA
Patiria miniata (bat star) is the source of this 1165-nucleotide messenger RNA. Its product is annotated as echinoidin-like. Gene Ontology annotation, molecular function: signaling receptor activity. NCBI's taxonomy places the organism in Eukaryota, Metazoa, Echinodermata, Asteroidea, Valvatida, Asterinidae. The transcript has a single exon. Bases 99 to 743 code for a protein of 214 amino acids. The record is from RefSeq and is a predicted model, not a curated record.